CCGGGGAAAACUACAACGUGCUGCUGUCGCGUCAAUGUGACGUCAUCACUGCACGACGCCGACAUGACGGAUACAGGUUUAGCCAUCCUCUGCCUAACUUUGACGCCAUUUGUGUGACAUGGAGCCAGACGGGGAUCUAAACCCCGACACAGAUGACCUUCCACUCCGAGCCAAUACUAACCACAUACUUGUCAGACAUUAUGUGCUGGACCUGACUGUGCAUUUUGACAGGAAGGUCAUCAGUGGUAGUGUUGUUCUGUUCCUGGAGCCUCGCUCUGAAGUGGGGACUAAUGCUGAGGAUUACACUGGACCUGGGACUAUAGAGGCUGGAAGGAAUCAGGAUGGGUCCGUGUGUAGUUUUCGGGAUGUGGAUGUUAUGGAGGGUGAUACAAAAGGACUUGGGAAGACUAUGGCAAGGGUGGAGAAGAUGUUUGGUGCUAGAGAAAAAGACAAAGCUGACUUUCAGGCUCCGUCUGAGGUUGGGUCGCAGACUGCAGGGGAAACCGAAAAUAUUCAGUCUUCACAUUCAUGGAAAACCACCAGUGACAGUGAUUUCACCUUAGUGCUGGACUGUUGUGACCUCGAUGUGUCAAAGGUUGAAGAGGUGGACGUCACCUCUGUGUCAGCCACGUCUAGCCUCCUGCAAGAGGUCGCAUCUGAGAGGUCAGGGGUCAGUUCAGUGAACCCACAAACAGCCUUUAUUCAGAAUCUUAUCUCCCUGCCCUCUAGCCGAUGGAGGCAGAAGCACCAGCUGUUUUUACUGUGUAGCCGUGCCCCUGGUGCUCAGGAUGGCAGCUCACUGCAUUUUCGUAGAGACCAAUGGAGUCUGCAGGUGAGAAAGAAGGGGGUUGUGUCACCUCAGGAGUUCCCUUGUGCUCUCAGGAUCUGCUAUGAGACGAGACCAACAGGAGGCUCUGUGAUGUGGACCAAAGACCAGGACAACAGGGUGUGUGUUUACACUGCCGGUUCUCCCAUCAACAACCGAGCCCUCUUCCCCUGCCAGGAGCCGCCUGUUGCCAUGUCAACAUGGCAGGCAACAGUACGGGCCCCCAGUGAGUGUGUGGUUUUGAUGAGUGGGGAGGAGCAGACUGUACCUACUGAGGACGGGGACACACGUUUCUUAAUCUGGAAUUACUACGUCACUAUGCCCAUGCCCGCCUCCACCUUCACCUUGGCAGUGGGCCACUGGUGCCAAGUCACAGGAGAAAUUCCCCCAGCAUUGGAAGAAGGGGUGAGGGACAGGACGGAUUGCGACAAGACAGCCAAACUCAGAGCUGGACCUGGGGAACGGGCUGAGGCUCAGCUUGUGUCUGGAUUUGGAAGCUCCACCAGUGAAGUAGUAAAGGGCUUUCCACUCCAGACUGGCAGCGGAGACCAGACCACCCGCUCAGACUCUGCAUUCUGUUACUCUUCCCUUGAAGAUGAGGGGCUCUCUGUAACUGAUUAUUCAGGCAUGGUGGAUGACGGCAUCUCUUGUUCCCAUGGCGACUACCCUUGCAGAUUUACUGAGCGGUCAGCUAGGUCCCAGCGGGUGAUUCCACACCGUGUGUUUGGCCCUGUCUGCUUGCUGCAGAAGGCCCAGAUGGGAGUCCUCAAGUUGUUGCCUCGAUGUUUGGCUGCAGCCCAUGCUGUUCUGGGGGCCCACCCCUUUCCUCGCCUGGAUGUUCUCAUUGUCCCAGCAGGGUUCUCCAGUCUGGGCUUGGCCAGCCCGCAUAUCAUUUUCCUGUCCCAGAGUGUGUUGUAUGGUGGGAGUCCUGGUUCUGGAGAGAACGGCCUGUCUCUGUGUGGGUCCAGGAUGUGCCAUGAGAUCGCCCACUCCUGGUUCGGCCUGGUUAUCGGAGCCAGAGACUGGACUGAGGAAUGGAUCAGCGAGGGCUUUGCCACCUACCUGGAGGACAUUAUCUGGGCCCAAACACAACAACUUUCUUUACAAGAGACAGCAGAACAGUCUGACCUGAAGGCACUGCUAAGGUGGAGACGACUCUCUGAUGAGUUGCAGAACUCAGAGGAGGUACUUCAAAUCCUCAGACCUAACAUGGAAAACACUGGUCAGGUCAGUGAGUCUGGCUCCUCCACAGUUAAACAUGCACUCAACCCUGACAAAGCCUUCAUGCAAGUCCACUACCUCAAGGGUUACUUCCUCCUCAGGUUCUUGGCCAGUCAAGUGGGAGAGCAACAAUUCAUCGACUUCUUCAGAUUAUUUGUGAAGAAAUACCAUGGGCAACUGAUUUUGUCUCAGGAUUUCCUCAGAAUGCUGCUGAUUACCUUUCCCGACAUGGAGAGAAAAGGCCUCACCCUCAGUGCUAUUUAUGCCGACUGGCUUGAUCAACCGGGAAUUCCAAAGUGGCUGUAUGAAAGGAGCGCCGUGUGGUCACAGGCGAGGCUGGUAGAAGAAGUCAAAGCAGAGGUUGUAAAAUGGAUUCUCCUCAGUCAGAGUCAUCAGGGGAAGGGCAGAAAGCGGAAGAGAAUAGAGACCAAGGUGAACUACAAAGAGGUGACGUCGGAGCAGCUAGUGAUGCUUUUGGAGCUUCUGCUCGAGAAAGAGGAGCUAAGCGUGGCAACAAUGCGCGCUCUGCAGAGAACUUACAACCUACAGAAUCAAGACGCUGAAGUCCGACAUCGCUGGUGUGAGCUGGUGGUCAAACAUGCGUACACUCAGGCAUACGGAGACGUGGAACGCUUUCUGGUUCAUGACCAAGCCAUGGGUGUGUAUCUGUAUGGGGAGCUGAUGGUUCAGGAGGACCCUGAGCAGCAGGCUCUGGCCUGUCGCUGCCUCUCAUUGGUUCAGGAAGAAAUGGACCAAUCAGCACGCAGAGUGGUGGAGGAGAUGGUCCUAUGACAUUGGAGGUUGCAGACUGCAGACAGAGAUGACAGGAGUUUGGCACACGGGGCCUACGAGGGUCCAGCACUCACCUCCUCUUCCUCUGUAGGAGAGGGGACGCUGCAGAAUCGCUCAGCAGUGUGUGAACACCAGAAGGCUGUGCUCUUACUUUACAGCCAAGGCCAACUGGCAAGGUUUAGUGCACAGCAGUUCUGUUCAUUCAAGUCUAAAGAAAUAGCUGGUGUGUGUGAACCAGUAACAAUACAAGCUGUUCCUAGUGAAAUACUAUUGCUGUAAGAGAAAAAUUACGUAAAUUUCACCUGUUUUAAAAUGAUAGAUGAUGGGAAUACAGCACCUCCAUCCAUGUUUAAAAACUUGAGCUGCUGUGUUUAAGUUAGUUUCUGUGUGUGUGUGUGUAGGUGUGAGUUCAUGUCUGUUUAGUCUGAAGCCAUGAUCUGGUUCUUUAGAGUUUAGACUAGACUAGUCUUGUUUUUCUACAUAACAAAUGACUUCACUCUGGCCUAUAACAACACUGGAAAAUAUACAACCAGGGCAUUUCUACAUGUAAAUGAUGGUUUUGUAACUGCUGCGCAAACAAAUAAUAAUGGUUCACUUUUUUUUCUCUGCAUAAUUUUAAGUGAAAAUCUUUCAUAUGUUCAUGUUAAAAUAAAAUGUUUUCUUAAAAUAAA
This is a messenger RNA of Siniperca chuatsi (mandarin fish), 3510 nucleotides long. RefSeq names its product aminopeptidase O (putative). Lineage: Eukaryota; Metazoa; Chordata; Actinopteri; Centrarchiformes; Sinipercidae. Bases 119 to 2839 code for a protein of 906 amino acids. Gene Ontology annotation, biological process: proteolysis. Gene Ontology annotation, molecular function: zinc ion binding; metalloaminopeptidase activity. The transcript is spliced from 18 exons. Gene Ontology annotation, cellular component: nucleolus. The record is from RefSeq and is a predicted model, not a curated record.